Messenger RNA from Cyclocybe aegerita, 744 nucleotides. The record is from the annotation of a GenBank genome assembly. Lineage: Eukaryota; Fungi; Basidiomycota; Agaricomycetes; Agaricales; Hemipholiotaceae.
AUGGCCUCCAAAUCGACCUCUGUACCAGCGGGCAUCGAGCGCCUGACGAAGCUCCUCUCGCACCUCAACAAGGCGCCGCGGCUCACCCUACCAGGCGUCAAGUCCCUCAGCGUGUCGUACGCGUUUAGGAACGACCAUUUCGGCGCGAGACAUUUCGUGAAAAAGGACCUCCCACGCAUCCGCUGGGCGAACCCCGAGCUCGAUAUCGACGUCAAGCGGCCGCACAAGGAGGUGAACGAGCGCUGGAAGCCGGAGCUCAUUGUCACGUUCGACCAAGGCCUCCCGGUAUCCUUCUCCCUGCAAGACAAGCACUCAUCCACCAUCCUCAAGGAGCUGAUGAACGCAGCAGGCGGCGAGCCGUGGGCCGCGUACGUGCGCUCGCGCAAGGCUGCGGGUCUGCCGAUCAUCGAGGGCGAGCAUGGGGGCGAGGCGGGCGGCGAGGAGGAGGGGCGGGUGAAGGAGAAGGAGAAGGGGCAGUAUGAGGAGAUGGAGGCGUGGCCGAAUUGGGAAGAGUUUCAGGAGAAGCACCCGGAGGCGGGGAAGAGCAGGAGUCUAAGUGGGGGCGCGAGUAAGGCGAAGGCGAAGAAGAAGGAGGGGAAGGCGAAGAAGAAGGAUAAGGAUAAGGGGAAGAAAGACUCGAAGGAGACGAAAAAGGAAGCGAAGACGGAGGUGAAAAAGGUGGAAGAUGCGACGGAAGGUGUGAAUGAGGUGGAGACAGAAGAGCCUGCUCCAGUGACUGCGUAG